AUGCUGAAUGAACAAAGUGUUGAAGUCGAUUUAAAAAAAAUAGAAACAGAAUUAGUAAGUUGCCACGAUAAUACCGAGAAAACGAAAAAAAAAAAAAAGGUUCAAUUUUCCGAAAAAAAUGAAACGUUAUAUUAUGAAAAAGAUGAAAAUGAAAACAGUUAUUUUAAUUUUGCAUUAAAUAAUUUUAAUUAUUUUGAAUCCUUUUAUAAUAGAAUGUAUAAUGCUGAUUUUAAUGAUCAAGAGAUUCAAAAAUAUGAUACUUUUUUAAACGUUAAUGAUAAGAUAUUGGAAUAUAAUGAAAUGGAUGAAGAUGAGGAAGAAGAAGAUAUACAAAAUAAUUUUUUGAAAAAAAAUAAUUUAGUUAAUUCGGCAUUUAAAGGAGUUAACAAAUUGAAAAUUGAUUUACACAGUAAAAUAAACAAAAGAGAUUCAAAUUCUACUUCUGAUGAUAAUGAAAAAAAUAAUGCAUCCUAUUCUAAAAAAGAUAAAUUUGCUCAAUCAUUUAGUGAAGAUUGUUCUUUUGAAAUUAAUGAUAUUCAAUCUGCUAUUAUAAAUGCAGAAGAAAAAACAACAUAUUAUAACAAAGAUUAUUUUGGGUAUGAGAUUGAACCGUUUAAUAUGAAAAAUGAAUUACAAGAAGGAUAUAUAGAUAAAGAUGGGAAUUAUAUUUAUCAUGAUUCUAAAAAUAACAAAGUGGAAGAAGCGUGGUUAAAAUCUAUUGAUGAAAAUGAAUCUUUUUCAAAUAAUAAAUUACAUACUCAAAUACAUAAAGAAAUCAUUUCGAAAUCUAAUAAUAAUAUUAAUACUGAUAUAUAUGACAAUUCUCUUAGUGUUAAUAUAUAUGAUGGGCUUUAUUCCUUGUCGUGUUUAUUAGCAGAUAAAGAAACACCUAUUAAAGCCAUGAUUAGGUAUAAAAAUGAUUUAAAAAAUUGCAAGAAUUAUUUAAAUCAAUGCAAAACAAAUUUAGAGGAAGCAAGAGUACAAGAAUCUCAAAAAGAUGGAACAGGGGAAAAUCUUCAAUCUAGCAAGGAUCGAGUCACUCCAAAUGAACUCCAAGUAAAUAUCAGACAAAGUGAUGAAUAUAAGGCUGAUGUGGAAAAGGAAAAAGAAGAUAAGGCUAAUGCGGAAAAGGAAAAAGAAGAUAAGGCUAAUGUGGAAAAGGAAAAAGAAGAUAAUGCUAAUGUGGAAAAGGAAAAAGAAGAUAAGGCUAAUGUGGAAAAGGAAAAAGAUAAGGCUAAUGUGGAAAAGGAAAAAGAAGAUAAGGCUAAUGUGGAAAAGGAAAAAGAAGAUAAGGCUAAUGUGGAAAAGGAAAAAGAAGAAGCUUCGGGUGAUACGAUUCAGAAUGAGCAUAAAAAAAAAAUGCAGCAAUUAGAGGAAGUUUAUCAAAAGGCAUUAUUAGAUUACAAAACAAUAGAAAGACAAUUUAAUAACAUAAUUGAUCUAACACAAAAAUUAACCAAUGAAUAUAAAAAUGUAUAUUUUUUAACAAAAAAUGAAUUUGAAGAAAUAUGUAAAAAAUUAGAAGAAUGUAAAGAAAGUGGAAAUAUAUUAUGGCAACUAAAAUGGCAAAGUGAUGUUAAUAAUAAUAUAUAUGGACCAUAUAAUUAUUAUGAUAUAUAUAAUUUUAUAUCUCUUGGUAUUGUAUCAGCAGCAAAUCCAAUACUCCUAAGAAGGGUAAGUAACGAAAAUAAAAUGUUGGAAAAUAUUUGGCAAAGUUACGAUACAGUGAAUUAUCUUAACUUUGUUAAUAAUGAUAAUGUAAAAAAAAAAAGAAAAUUAAAUGAAAUAAAUAUCGAAGACUCUGAAGGCGAACAAAAGGAAGUAGAUAGUUCUACUGAUGAUAAUGAAUACGAUAUUCAAAAUAAAAAAAAAAAAAAAAAAGGAUUAAUACAAAUAUCAAAAAAAAAGGAGAAAAUAAGUAAUGAAGACGAUACUGAUAAUGAAGAUGAUUUUGAAAGUUAUGGCAUUUAA
This is a messenger RNA of Plasmodium berghei ANKA, 1971 nucleotides long. Its product is annotated as conserved Plasmodium protein, unknown function. The record is from RefSeq and is a predicted model, not a curated record. Gene Ontology annotation, cellular component: U5 snRNP. The transcript has a single exon. The coding region runs from base 1 to 1971 and encodes 656 amino acids. Lineage: Eukaryota; Apicomplexa; Aconoidasida; Haemosporida; Plasmodiidae.